AUGAAGACGUCGAGGAUCAGCCAGCAGAUCGUGGCCACAGACGGGGGCAACAGGAGCAGCUCUGUGGAGCUCACCGUCAUCAUCACCAACGUGCACAACCAGCCGCCCCAGUGGGAGCAGCUAGAGUACUGGGUCACCGUGUCCGAGAACAUCGUUCGCGACGCCAAGAUAGUGACUAUCAAGGCCACCUCRCCGCUGGGUGACCCUAGAGUGACCUAUAACCUUGAGGAGGGUCAGGUGCCGGAGACCAACAUGCCUGUCCGCUACUACAUCAAACCCAACAGGGCUGAUGGCUCUGCAUCCAUACUGGUGGCUGAACCUCUGGACUAUGAGACCACGCGCUUCUUCACACUAAGGGUCAGAGUGCAGAACGUAGCUGCUGUUCCACUGGCCUCUUUUACUACGUCUACGUCAAUGUUACAGAUGUAAACGACAACGUCCCCUUCUUCCUGUCCUCCACCUACGAGGCUACCGUU
This is a messenger RNA of Salvelinus sp. IW2-2015, 476 nucleotides long. NCBI's taxonomy places the organism in Eukaryota, Metazoa, Chordata, Actinopteri, Salmoniformes, Salmonidae. The record is from RefSeq and is a predicted model, not a curated record.